UUCACUGUGCGUUCGCCUGUGAAUUCGUGCAGCUGGCUGCAUGGACAUGGCUGUAAAACGUGAACAGCAGAUAGCAAGCGACCAAUGAGGCUUUCAGAGUGAGGUGGUAGCCAGCUCUGUUCGACCAAUUGCAGUCUUUAUAACGUCCUCACCCAAACGGAAUCAGGAGAAAUCGGCGAGACCAUGGUGACAGCGACGGCGACAGCGUGCCCGAAUCCUGCCGAGCAACGUAACGGGGAGGCGACGGGAGUAUCGUCGGUGGAAGACGUUUUUGAUGAUACUUAUAAAGAACGAGAAGGCCCCAAACCGCCAAGGCAAAUCGUAUGGAGAAACGUUAUAUUAAUGACUUUCCUGCAUACAGGGGCUCUGUACGGAUUCACACUUCUCCCCUCCACUUCAGCCAUGACCUUGGUGUGGUCGAUGGUGUGCUUCUUCAUCAGCGCGCUCGGCGUGACCGCCGGCGCCCAUCGGCUGUGGAGCCACCGCUCCUACAAGGCCUCCGUGCCCCUGCGCAUCUUCCUCGCUGUCGCCAACUCCAUGGCCUUUCAGAACGAUAUCUACGAGUGGGCUCGCGACCACAGAGUCCAUCACAAGUUCUCGGAGACGGACGCCGACCCCCACAAUGCCGUGCGGGGGUUCUUCUUCGCUCACAUCGGCUGGCUGCUGGUGCGGAAACAUCCGGACGUCAUCGAGAAGGGCAAGAAGCUGGAGCUGGCCGACCUGAAGGCCGAUAAAGUCGUCAUGUUCCAAAGGAAGUACUACAAGCCGUCGGUGCUUCUGCUGUGUUUCGGCGUCCCCAUGCUGGUGCCCUGGUACCUGUGGGGGGAGUCUCUGUGGGUGGCCUACUUCGUCCCAGGCCUCCUGAGGUACACCGUCGUGCUCAACGCCACCUGGCUGGUGAACAGCGCCGCACACAUAUGGGGCAACCGGCCCUACGACCACACCAUCAACCCCCGGGAGAACCGCUUCGUCGCCUUCAGCGCUAUCGGGGAAGGGUUCCACAACUACCACCACACGUUCCCCUUCGACUACUCCACCAGCGAGUUCGGCUGCAAGGUGAACCUGACCACGUGUUUCAUCAACACCAUGUGCUUCCUGGGCCUGGCCUCCGACUGCAAGAAGGCGUCCCGCGAGGUCGUUGCUGCCCGCGUGCAGCGCACGGGCGACGGGAGCCACCACAGCGGCUAACCGGCGCCGCCCUGUCCCGUGCAAAACGACCACGUUACGGCUUCGACACCCGACCAGUCCUGCCAUGUCCCCAGGUAGCUCAGAUUAAUAUUGGCUUUAAUGAACCUGGCCCUUCAAACAAUGUUCUCACAAUUAAUUUCUGAAUUGGUAGCAGUAGCACUUGCGUGUGUUUGAUGGGGAAGGCGUCUUCGGCAGAGGUAUUCGGAUGGCUGGUCUUUGGACGGCCAGUGCAGGGAUUCGGUCGAGGUAGACUGACUGGAGUUGAUCACGUCUGGGCUUGACGCUGGCCAGAGACUGGCCCCAACUCCAUGAUGUUGCUUAAGGGGGUCGGGGAAUGCAUUUUUUUUCUAUCUAAAUCGUAAUUGUUGAUCUAUACGCAAAGCUAUAUGACUAGGGAGUGAUUCAAAGUUUUGCUGGAUCCCAAGCUGCUUCAUAACUUGGGUCUGUUAUUCAAGUGUAAUUUUUAACAAAUGCAAAAACCACAGGUCAGGAGUUUCAGCGUUCCGGUCACACAUUUCGGUUUAAAAUGUGUUAAACCGUUCGUACACUAAGCUGUUGAAUCCUUUUUGGGGGUUGAUCUUCUCCGCCCCCUCCGUUAACGAUGCGCGCAUGCAGAGAUAACUGGAUAAACUGUCCAACUGCCAGUACUGGCCAAAUGAAGUCAUAUUUAUGGUAAUUAUGCUGCCCGCAUAAUUAUUCCACAGUCUCAUUUUUGGAGGUGCUCAUUGCCUGUGCUGCACAUGCAAGAUUUAUUUUUUGGUCUCAUAUUCCAUGCAGUUUGGCUUCGCCUUUUUGUCCAUUUGAGGCUUAGGUGCUCUCCACGGGGCCAGGAUGGACGGUGAGAAGGUUAACCCGGCUCUCACUGGGGGGGCUGUGUCGUAAAGCGCGUCUCUCUGCGAAAUGGCCAGAAGAAAGGAGUCCUUUCUCGUUUCUUCUGUUGUCAAUUUUUGGAAGUUGGGAGAAAAGCCUUAUUUUUAUUUCAGUAAUUGAAGCAGAACUGGGAGUCAGGAGACCCCCGUUCCCUGUGCCUUAUGACCUCUGACCUGUCCUUCCCCCCACUGUUACCCCGGGAAACGGACGUCUGUUAACUGGAAGAAAAUCCACGUUUAUCAGGUUUAUCGAGGGGAAACCAGCAGUUGUUUUUUUUUCUGACUGCUGUCUUCAGUGUUUUAAUUUCAGAUAACUGGCAAGUCGGGCGAGAUGCUUAGGGUUGGGAGGGGAAUGCGUGGCCAUUUCUCUUAAACCUGAUGGAAGUGUAGCUAUCGCUGCAAUUCUGAGCGAACUAAAGCACUUACUGAACUCCAAAAAUGGCUUUGUGACAGACCUACUUCCCUCGCGGUAAUCAAUAAUCCAAAAAGAACUGUUGCUAGCCUGUGUUCUUCAGGGACAAAUGAUUUGUAUUUUGUAACACGUGUGUACUGUAGUUUCUAAGUAACAUUUAAACAGUGUUUUGAACUAAACUGAACUAAAAAAAUAUAUAUAAAAACAUCUUGCCCUUUUGUUUUGCAGUGCAAUUGUUUUUCCUGUGUUAACCUUGAAUUCUGAAUGCCUUAAAAAUAAAACACUUUGGCAAGGAAUGUUAUGACCCGUAUGUACUGUACGUGUAAGCAUAUUUUCUACAAGAUGGAAAGUAUACUCUUCUGUUAUACUGUGGUAAUCAAUUUCUUUUCAUAAUCAAAUAAAAGAAAUUAUACCCUUA
Conger conger (European conger) is the source of this 2887-nucleotide messenger RNA. It is a transcript of the gene scdb, whose product is annotated as stearoyl-CoA desaturase b. The coding region runs from base 184 to 1188 and encodes 334 amino acids. Gene Ontology annotation, biological process: response to fatty acid; unsaturated fatty acid biosynthetic process. The transcript is spliced from 6 exons. NCBI's taxonomy places the organism in Eukaryota, Metazoa, Chordata, Actinopteri, Anguilliformes, Congridae. Gene Ontology annotation, cellular component: endoplasmic reticulum membrane. Gene Ontology annotation, molecular function: iron ion binding; stearoyl-CoA 9-desaturase activity; palmitoyl-CoA 9-desaturase activity. The record is from RefSeq and is a predicted model, not a curated record.